Messenger RNA from Aspergillus udagawae, 714 nucleotides. RefSeq lists its product as uncharacterized. NCBI's taxonomy places the organism in Eukaryota, Fungi, Ascomycota, Eurotiomycetes, Eurotiales, Aspergillaceae. The transcript has a single exon. The record is from RefSeq and is a predicted model, not a curated record. Bases 1 to 714 code for a protein of 237 amino acids.
AUGUCUGUUCCUCAGAUACACCUCGACCAUGCCUUCUUCACCAGUCCAGAAACAGAGGGGUUCCACCUCCUGCAAAGACCGGCGUCCGCCGACGCUCAUGCCCUUCCUCGCCGAACAAGAUAUCUCAGCCCGGCCUGCAUCCGCCACACCGCACGGCCCCGACAUGGAGACGAAGCAGGCCCAGCCGUCGAGCUCAACUCCACUGUCCGAUCCAGUCACAGCCCUAACAACAGACACAGUCACAGUCACGUCCACAGCUAUCGCCACAGUAACUCAGAUCUCUCCAGCUUCUCGCCGGCGCAGCGCCGUCCUCGCCGACUCACCUGGGUCGAAAGCGAGAGAAUCUGGGUAGUCACCAGCUCCCCCGCCAGCUCCCCGACUUCUUCGUCAACAUGGGGCGACGUCAACUGGUCCGCGGCCGCCUUCCGGCCCCCUCCGCUGCAGCAUUCUCGAUCAAUGGACGUGACUCUUGCCCAUAGCCAGGCCCUCCCGCAGCCGGACGACCUCCCGCCCCCGUACGAACGGCAUUACUUUGACAGACCUCUUCCGCCCCUCCCGCCGGGGGUUGAGAUGGAUCCUUCGGUGGGAGGUAGUGCCUAUAGCCAGAGUAUGAGUCUGCAUUCAGGGUACAGUGACAGUGACAGCCACAGUCACGCUGGCGCAUCGCGAUGGACGGAGAUCGCCCGGCGGAUGAACCGCACUCCGUUUGGAUGA